Caenorhabditis bovis is the source of this 1227-nucleotide messenger RNA. Lineage: Eukaryota; Metazoa; Nematoda; Chromadorea; Rhabditida; Rhabditidae. The record is from the annotation of a GenBank genome assembly.
AUGCCAGCACUUCUCUCGAGAAUGAUUCGCAUUGCUACCGUUUCGCCAAGAAUGAUGGCCACCGCAGCCGCCAGAGCGGUCCCCGCUCAGGAAUAUGAUCCAAAAAGAACUUUCUAUCAUAAGGAUCUUGAAAUCGAAGUGAUCAGCCCACAAUUCAUGCUCCCAAAGCCGAAAGACCCAACUGCAUUGAAAUUUGGUCACACUUAUGCAGACCACAUGAUGCAGUGCGACUGGGACCAAGAUAAAGGAUGGAUGGCGCCAAGAAUAGAACCACUUCGCGAGUUCCGCAUCCAUCCAGGUGCAAAGGUCCUCCAUUACGCCAGUGAGUUGUUCGAAGGAAUGAAGGCGUACAGAGGAGUCGACAAUAAAAUCAGAUUGUUCCGCCCAGAAAUGAAUAUGGCUCGCAUGAAAAGAACUGCUCUUCGCGCUGCUCUUCCAGAUUUCGAUGGAGAAGAAUUGAUUCAAAUUAUAUGCGAUAUGCUUCGAAUUGAUCAGGAAUGGGUCCCAUAUUCCGAUGUCUGCUCCCUUUACUUGCGACCAACUUUGAUUGGAACCGACCCAACCCUUGGUGUUGGAUGCGCUAACACUGCUAAGCUUUUCGUCAUCACUGGACCAGUAGGAGCUUACUACGCAACUGGUUUCCAACCAGUCAGUCUUCUCGCUGAUUCUCGAUUCAUUCGCGCUUUCCCAGGAGGAGUUGGAGCUUACAAAAUGGGAUGCAACUAUGCUCCAACUAUCUGGGUAGGAAAGGAAGCCGCCAACAAGAACUGCCAACAAGUCUUGUGGUUGUAUGGAGAGAGCGAGGACCUAACCGAGGUCGGAACAAUGAACAUUUUCCUCUUCUGGAAAAAUUUGGAAGGCGAUUUGGAGCUGAUCACGCCGCCACUCCACAGAGGCCUUAUUCUUCCAGGAGUUACCAGAGACUCAUUGCUUGAACUCGGUAGAGAAUGGGGAGAGUUCAAAGUGACUGAAAGAACCCUGAACAUGGGAGAAGUAAAAAGGGCAUUGGAUGAAAAGAGGCUCUAUGAAAUGUUCGGAGCAGGAACUGCCUGCGUCGUUUCGCCAGUCGGAAAAAUUCUCUACCAUAACAAAGAAACUGAUGACUAUGAAGAGUGGCACAUUCCAACGAUGGUAAGCAAGUACGGAGUGAUGAAGCGAUUCUUCAACACAAUCAACGAUAUCCAAUAUGGCCGAAUUAUUAAAGACAACUGGGUGCGAGAAAUCUAA